AUGAGGUGCAACUCAGUUUUGCCUGGGGUUAUGUCCUGGGUUUUGAUAGCUGUGUUUGGCCAGACUGAAGGACACAGAGCUCAAACUCAAGACCAUGAGCACCGGCGCCUUGGCCCAGCUCACAUUCCAGAAGAGGCAGGCAUGGAGCUCAGGAAAAGGACUUCUGUUGUCCAUAUCAUCCUCGGAGAAUCAGAACAUGAACGCUGUGGGACUGCACUGAACGAGACUUGGACCAAACACUGGGACCAAGCGCAGCUCUCCAGUACUAAAGGUUGUUGGAUACGGAAAGAAAUGACAAACAGGUUCUUCCUUGCACUUCCUACUACACUUGGGGCCAUUGAAAUUUUCAUGCACUUUUCUCGGGGCCACAAUGAUACAACCAGAGACUUGAAAUAUGUGGCUGUGCAGGGAGGAAUUGUCUUAAGUGUGGAGGGGAUGAGAAGCCUUAACAGACUUCUCCAUAGCUCUAAAUACUGUGCUGCAGAUCAGAGUGUGAGCCUGAAGUUACUCUCAAACUGUCUGAAAUACGCAGGCAUUUUUGCAGAAAAUGCAGAGGAUUACGAAGGAAACGAUGUAUGUAAUACAAAGCCAAUCAUGCAGCUUCUUCAGGAAGCAAUGCCUAGUAACCCUUGGCAAGUAGUAAAAGGCUGCUGUGCAGAUAUGGUUAUAAUUUUAAAGGACUAA
Messenger RNA from Lepus europaeus (European hare), 684 nucleotides. RefSeq names its product C1GALT1 specific chaperone 1 like (gene C1GALT1C1L). The record is from RefSeq and is a predicted model, not a curated record. NCBI's taxonomy places the organism in Eukaryota, Metazoa, Chordata, Mammalia, Lagomorpha, Leporidae.